GCAAGGAGCACCAUCAAUCCCAAAAUUAGCAGAAGUGUGAGACUGGAUGGAGAAGAAAGGCCAUCCAUCUGCACAGCUGCAAAUGGUGGGAAUGCCCACUAACCUUUGAUAUCACGUAGCAAGAGCCACGUAUCUGCACGGAACUUCCCGAGGGAGAAAGAUAUAAUGGCGAUGGCGUUUGGGAAAUGCUUGUCACAUGGUCUCUUUGAUUCUCACAAGCGUGUAUUUUCCCUUGCUUUGAGGAAGAAGACGCACACCAAUCUCUUAAUGCCCAUGAAGAAAAGUUCUCAGUGUCUCGCCGCUGUCAGUACCACCAUCAGUUCAGAGGAACUGGAAAGAACAAAACUGGACUUGUUGAGAGCAGUGCAAGACACCCAAAGAGGGUUUGUAGCUACUCCUGAUGAACGUGCCUCCAUUGAGGAGAUUCUGGUAAAGUUGGAAUGCUGCGAUAGUGGUGCCGCCAUUGAUCUGCAGAAGCUGGAUGGAACAUGGCGUUUGCAGUACACAUCGGCCUCUGAUGUUCUUGUUCUGCUCGAUUCUUCAGAAAGGUUUUCAUUCUUUCAGGUAGGUCAGAUUUUUCAGAAGUUUGAAUGUCGGGACCAGGUUGAUGGAGGUAUCGUUCAAAAUGUUGUCCGUUGGAGCAUUCCAUCUAUCUUGGAGGAAAAUGAAGGAGCAACUCUACUUGUUACGGCUAAGUUUAAAGUUGUUUCGAAGCGUAACAUAUAUUUACAAUUUGAAGAGGUUGGUCUUGGGCAUGUGAAGAUCAAUGAAAAUCUUCAAGCCUUGAUAGCCCCUGCGAUACUUCCUCGAACAUUUUUGAGCCUGCAGAUCUUGCAAUUCAUCCGAAGUUUCAAAACACAGAUUUCAUUGAGAAGUCCAGCAAGGCGAUCAGUUGGUGGUUUAUACUUUCUGUCAUAUUUAGACCGUGAUAUGCUUCUGGGCCGUGCACUUGGAGGUGGAGGAGUAUUCGUCUUCACGAGAGCACAACCCCUAUCCUUAUAAUGAUUGAUUGGUCGUGUCUCUUGCUGCAUUUCUUUGAUCCGUAUAAUCAGGACACAUGAACAUGAAUCGGUGUAUCAUACAGCCAAACAACUAAAGCACCUUCUUAAUCUGCGCGCGGCCUUGUUCAAAAGCCAAGGUUGGUGGUUACCCAGGGAACGAAGGCCAUCCACAGGGUUUGCUGCUGCACGACUAAGUUUCACUGCUGCGAUGCACGUUCCCAAGAUAUACCUGGAAAUUUUGUUCCGUGAACUCAAAUCAAGUCCUUGUUUGCCUUAUUGAUAAUGAACUAGCUUUAUGAAAAUUAUUCAAAAGUUAUGAGCA
Nymphaea colorata (pocket water lily) is the source of this 1323-nucleotide messenger RNA. Its product is annotated as probable plastid-lipid-associated protein 10, chloroplastic. The coding region runs from base 166 to 1002 and encodes 278 amino acids. The transcript has 8 exons. Lineage: Eukaryota; Viridiplantae; Streptophyta; Magnoliopsida; Nymphaeales; Nymphaeaceae. The record is from RefSeq and is a predicted model, not a curated record.